Stylonychia lemnae is the source of this 351-nucleotide messenger RNA. The record is from the annotation of a GenBank genome assembly. NCBI's taxonomy places the organism in Eukaryota, Ciliophora, Spirotrichea, Sporadotrichida, Oxytrichidae.
AUGAAAUUUCCUGACUAUUCAUAUUCUGAGGAAAUAAGAAAAGCAACUACUCCAAAUAAAGCAAAGAAACUUGGCAAUUCAAAGAGACAUUUCAUUUAUGAAGAUUGGGAUGAGCGCAGAAUAAAAGUAAUGUAUGAGGGACUUAAGGCAAAAUUUAAUCAGAAUCUUGACUUGUAAAAGAGUCUUUUAGCUCUUAGAGGAAGGACUCUUGUUGAGCAUACUGCUAGGGAUAGCUUUUGGGGAGAUGGAGGAGAUAUGGCAGGUGUAAAUAUGCUUGGAUAGCUGCUCAUGCAAGUUAGAGAUGAGUUAAUUAAUGAUAAAAAUUAAGGUAUUAUAUUUGAAGAAAGUUGA